CAGCCCCGGUUUCUGGCCGCGCCGCUGAAUCCGACCCUGGGUCGAGUGGCGCCGUCCCCACGGAGAGUGGGCUGAUAGUCCGUAUUGUAAUUCAAAGGUCAUUUGUUUCGAAUAUUUUUUCCAAAAAAUUUUUUUAAUUUAGGUUAACUCAACAUGGAUAGGGAGAGGGGUGUAAAAGGGUAUCCAGAUUCUGAGUUCUUGGUAAAGAAUAGCUUUAAUGCAUCUUCGGUUAAAAGUGAUGGAACACUAUGCUUUUUUAGAAGACCUUACUUUUGGCAUUUCUUUGGCAGUCCAGUGGUUAAGACUGUAUACUUCCCCUGCAGGUUCGAUCUCUGGUCAGGGAACUAAGAUCACAGGCCAGGUGGCUUGGCCAAAAAUAGAAAAAAAGACAUUUAUAGUCUAAGAGAAAGGUAAUGCGUGUAAGGAAAAUAAUUGCAGUGUAAUUGAUCUCUUUGCGCCUCAGUUUCCUUCUCUGUAAAACACUAGAAUAGUAUAUUCACUCCAUGGUUUUGAGACGAUUAAAUGGAUUAAUCAAUAAUUAAAGUGUUUGCAACAGAGCUUUGCACUGUUAGCUGCUGCUAUUAAUAAUUUCUGUGAUGUCUAUAGUCGAAGUGUUGCACAAAGUAGACUGGAGUGUCAGCAGACUUAUUUUGAGAGGGUUAGAAAGGUUUUACAGAGACUCUGAAUCUUAAAGGAUCAGGAGGAGUUUUUCAGAUGUUACAGAGGAAUGCCAAUAAUUGCAAUUAUAGGUGGAGGAAAUAAGUGCACGAAAACAUAUGCAGAUAUGAACCAGGCUAGCACAUUCAAAAAAUGGAGUAAAUCAGAAUGAUUGGCAUAUAUGAUAAAAAGGGGAGAGGAGAUGAGAGUCCAGGACAGGUCAUGGGUAGCCUUUUCCAUCACACACAAAGUUUCCUCUCCAACUUAAGUGUCAAUGUAGAAACUAGAUUAGUAACGCUACCUUCACAUCAGCCUCAUUUGAGAGCAGUUAGUUGGUUUAGCUCUUAAAGCAUCUGUUUUGUACCAGGCACCAUGCUAGGCUAAAUUCAGGAGAUGCAUAGGUAACAGGCCUGCUCUGUGAUAUUUCUGCUGAGUAACUAAAAUUCCUCAUUUAAAAGACCUCUGUGCUGAUACUAAAAAAAAAACAACCCUGCCACAGACCAUGGCAGUGAGUGGGUCAGAGGUAAGAGUGAAACCCAAGAGGGAAUCCUAAAAUAUCAGGACUAAAGAAAUGGAUUGCUGGCAUACAGACUGCUUUCUGAUGUGUUGAGGCAAACUUUCGCUUCAGGGAAGGUAUGUCCAUCGACUGAUUCCAUUGUUCCUUGUUAUCUAGCCUCUCCCUUAGGUUCUCUUUAUCUUAAUUUUAACAGUGUUUCCUGAUUUCUUGUUACACAAUUAUUUCCAUCUAUCUUCUGAAUUCUAGAUUCAUAUGUGAAAAAUUGGGCUUGAGACUAAUUUAAAGCUUUUCAAAAUCACACUUGUAUUCAUUUGUGAUCUAAAGAGUAGAUAUAUUAAUAUACUUGGAAGCCAAAAUAAGUGAAUGCAUAAAAAUACAGCCAACUGACAUCCAGCCUGACAUAUUCAGCUAUUUGUUGCACAUUAUGUACACGGGGAAAGGGCCAAAACAGAUUGUGGACCAUAGUCGUUUGGAGGAAGGGAUUCGAUUUCUUCACGCCGACUACCUUUCUCACAUUGCAACUGAAAUGAAUCAAGUGUUCUCACCAGAGACUGUGCAGUCCUCAAAUUUAUAUGGCAUUCAGAUCUCAACGACCCAAAAAACAGCUGUCAAACCAGGGCUGGAGGUCAAGGAAGCUCCUUCCAAUAACAGUGGAAACAGAGCUGCUGUCCAGGGUGACCACCCCCAGUUGCAGCUCUCUCUUGCUAUUGGGCUGGAUGAUGGCACUGCAGACCAGCAGAGGGCCCAUCCUGCCUCCCAGGCCUUGGAGGAGCACCAGAAGCCCCCAGUGUCCAUCAAGCAGGAGAGAUGUGACCCAGAAUCUGUGAUCUCCCAGAGCCGCCCCUCACCUUCAUCAGAGGUGACAGGCCCCACUUUCACCGAAAGCGGUAUCAAAAUACACUUAUGCCAUUACUGUGGGGAACGUUUUGAUUCCCGUAGUAAUCUAAGACAACAUCUCCACACCCACGUGUCUGGAUCCCUCCCAUUUGGUGUCCCUGCUUCCAUUCUGGAGAGUAAUGACCUUGGUGAAGUGCAUCCACUUAAUGAAAAUAGCGAGGCUCUUGAAUGCCGUGGGCUCAGCUCCUUUAUUGUCAAGGAGAAUGAGCAGCAGCCCGACCUCUCAAACCGGGGUGCCACAGAGCCUUUGCAGAUCAGUCAAGUGUCUUUGAUCUCCAAAGACACCGAGCCAGUAGAAUUAAACUGUAAUUUUUCUUUUUCAAGGAAAAGAAAAAUCAGCUGUACCAUCUGUGGUCAUAAGUUUCUCCGAAAGAGCCAAUUGCUGGAGCACAUGUACACACACAAAGCAGUGUCUGCCAAAUGUUGUCUUCCUAGUGUUGAGGUAAGUAGUCUCUAUCAGGUAACAUUUUGGAUGUGUGAUGCAAAAAUGCAUCAGUGGGUCCAGUUCUUAUCAACCAUAAUCUGUGUUAAUAGAAAAGUGGUGCCCUCAUCAAGUGCUUCCCAGCUGCCAUCUCUGGAAAGAAAGGUAGUAUCUAGUACUUUCCUGGAAGUUUCUUGCUUUGCUCCUUUCUCUCUUCCCUUUUUACUAUCCCUCCAGUAGCGGAAUCUGCAACAGCGAUUCUUAGCCAGGUUCUCCAGAGAAACAGAACCACACUGUGUGUGUAUGUGUCUGUGUUUGUGAGAGAGGGAGAAAGGGAGAGAAAGAGACUGAUUGACUGAUUGAUUAUAAAGAAUUGGCUUAUGCAAAUAUGGAGGCCAAGUCCCACAAUCUGCAGGUGGCAAGCUGGAGACCCAGGGGAGCGGGUGAGGUAGUUCCAGUCCAGACUUUGCAGCUUGAGACUCAUAAAGGCAGGAAAAGACCACUGUCCCAGCUUAGUAGGCAGAAGCUCCAUUAUUCUUAGGAGGAUCAGCCUUUUUGUUCAAUUCAGGCCUUCAGUUGAUUGUACGAGGGCUACUUACUUAAGAGAGGAAGUCUUCCCUCAAGUCUACUGAGUCAAACGUUAACUCAUUCAGAAACAGGGACACGCCCAUAAUAAUGGUCGACCACAUUUCUGGGUUCCCUGUGGCCCUGUCAGGUUGACACACACAUUUAAUGAUCUCACUGGCUGGUCCCCCUCACCACGGUGGCCUUCAGCAGUGUGGAGGUGCUUGUCACAGCUGGGUGGGGCUCGGAGAAGCUUGCUGCUGGUGUCUAGUGGGUAGGUAAAUCAGGGGUGCUCUGAACAGCCUACAGCACAGAGUGUAGCCCCCACAACAAAGAAUCAUCCAGCCAAAAUGUCAGUGAUGCCAAGAAUUAAAUUUCUAUUUGUGUUAACUUUAUCCCAUCUUUUCAAAGAUAAAAAUGUGAUUAUUAAAAAUUAUAGAUGUAUUAAGCAACAGGACAGCCUUAAAAUCUACUCAUAUAAUCUUUGAACUAAACAAUUAUGUCCCUAAUAAGUUCUCUGUGAAAUUAAAAUGUGAUCAUGUUGUAAUUUGUAUAAAUAUUUAAUUUGGCCAAAAGGUGGCACCACUGUACCUUUUAAAAGUCUUUCACAUAGCUUUGACUAGGCUGAUAAAGGUCUGUCUAGUCAAAGCUAUGGUUUUUCCAGUAGUCAUGUAUGGAUGUCAGAGUUGGACUAUAAAGAAAGCCGAGUGCCAAAGAAUUGAUGCUUUUGAACUGUGGUGUUGGAGAAGACUCUUGAGAGUCCCUUGGACAGCAGGGAGAUCCAACCAGUCCAUCCUAAAGGAAAUCAGCCCUGAAUAUUCAUUGGGAGGACUGAUGCUGAAGCUGAAACUCCA
Molecule: messenger RNA, 3910 nt
Organism: Odocoileus virginianus texanus
Lineage: Eukaryota; Metazoa; Chordata; Mammalia; Artiodactyla; Cervidae
Source: RefSeq, a predicted model, not a curated record